UAUUCUUUGUAGAGAAUCGUGACCCGAAGCUUGCGCACGCACGUUCGAAUCUGACUGUGGGAACGUUUCGCGGCCGUCGUUCUCACACGAGGCGGCGGUGCGCCUGCCUGACCCCUGCCGCCACACAUAAAUAGGUGCGCGGCUUUCUCACGCGCCUUCGCAUCCCCCCGUCCACCCUGAUAUCGUCUGCACUUGUUGAUUACGUGAGAGCGCACGUGAAAAGGGGAGGUGGGUGUCCAGAUGGAAUAGCGGGGAGGGAAGGGGACAGAUCAUUCCGUUAGUUUAUGUGUGUGUCCGCGCGCAGAACCGAAUAUCCAUACACAACACCGUGUGACGGGGUUUGGGAAAAAGUUGCGCAGCAGCUGACUUUCUUUUUUUUGUAUUAAAAUUUAACUGUUGUAAUUUUUUUUUUUGUUCGUGUUUUGGUUAUACCCCCUCCUCCACUACUUUCGGAUUCGGAACAAAUUAUGAAUUCGAUUUCAGUUUGUGUUUUGAUGUUGAAGUGAGUAGUGCACUUGAUCUCUCAUCUCUUUGCAACUCAUAAGGAUUACACAUUGCUUGCUCUUAUACUAUACAGAUUAAUGCUAUUGAUUUGUUAGCAUAAAUAAUUAUUGGAACAAUUAUUUAAUUAUCUGUUUCUUCAUUUAAACAAUCAAUCUGGAAUAUCACCCGUGUGUCACAAUGCCGGCAGAACGGCCACCCUCGAAGGCUAGUGAGAAUAGAAGGGCGACGAAACCAAUUAUGGAAAAACGAAGACGAGCACGCAUCAACCAGUGUCUGUCUGAAUUGAAAACUCUUAUUUUGGAUGCAUUAAACAAAGAUCCUUCCCGCCACUCUAAGCUAGAAAAAGCAGAUAUAUUAGAAAUGACGGUUAGACACUUGCAAAAUAUACAAAGGCAACAGAUGGCAACUGCCAUAUCAACUGAUUCAUCUGUUCUCAACAAGUUCAAAGCUGGUUUCAACGAGUGUGCAACCGAGGUGACACGUUACGUAAACCGAAUAGAAGGUGUGGAUCCUGGUUUACGACAGCGUCUUGUCUCCCACUUAUCGAAUUGCUUAACCACCAUGAACACUGCCUCUCAUUUCCAGCAGCAGCAGCACCCAUCCAACCUCACCUUCAACAGCUCCCUCCCUGGCAUGUUACAAUCUCUCAGUGUCCAAAUCCCAGGCGGUCUGGGCAUCAUGCCAGCUAACCGUUCCUCGUCCGGUGACAUCAACAACAACUCUUCACCGAGUGCACAAGGUGGCAAAAUGUUUACUGGACUCUCAGUCAUUCCUAGUCGGUUGCCAAACGGUGAAUUCGCAUUCCUGCUUCCAAGUCAGUCCAUUCCGAGUUCUGGAUCGAUGUCCUUUCACCUACCCUCUGUAAGUGCAUCGUCCAGUCUCCCAUCUUCUUCUGGUCCGGACAGGAACAGCCAAUCCUCUUGGCCACCUACUUCCCCAUCCUCUAAAAGAUCGGCAAGUCCAGAUGCCAUGUCUGAGGAUAAUAUUGUUCUCAGCCCAACGUGCAGCGACGCUGGUUCUGAUGUUUUUAUUGAACCUUACCAUCACUCAAAACAUCAUCAUGCGCACAUGCAACCAUUUAAGGAGAUGGUACUGGCUCCUGUACCUCGGCCAGUACACCGAUCUUCACCCAUGAAGGACAGAAAUAGUCAGUUGAUGCUCCGUCAUCCGGAAAAUGUUGAAUCAGAAAAUGUUUGGAGACCGUGGUGAAAUGUUAACGAACGUUUUGGUUCAUUCUUGUCUUCCGUUAAAAUUUGUGACAUAUAGUGACGACUUGUAAAGUUUUUAAGGGGAUGUUUUGUUUACCCAACCAAUGUUAUGUAAAGUGAUAAUCAAACGAUACAAAACUUAUAUCCGUGAGAUGAAAUAUUUAAAUAUAUACUGUUACUCGUGUUUCAUGUCAAUUACGAAUUUUUAGAAAUAUCAGUGGCGGAGAUAUAAAUUUCCAAUCGAGAGUUCCGGGAAUUUUGAGGACCCAGGAACGAAAUUCAAAUAUUGAGAUUUUUAAGAGUGGUGAAACUUCGUAAACCCUUAGCGACCACAAAAGUUUUAAGAUUGGCGACUACAUCACAUUCAAUCAGAAAAUUCGGUCUACUGCCAUGUUUGGACCAAAUUUUGUUUUAUUCUAAGAUAGAGCGUUCUUUUCGCGGUUAAUUUAAGAUCUUUAAGUGGUCAAGAAUUAUUAGCGCCUCCGCCACUGAUAUAUUUUAUCAAUUAAUUAUUUAUAAAUUGAACUGCACUUCCUCACCUUAUUUUAAAUAUUAUUAAUUAUAGCUGCCUAUUAUAUUUUAUUUUGAUAGUUUGGGCUAUUUAACAAAUUCAAAAAAUAAUUUGAAGCAUGGAAUUCAUGAAUAAGUUUUAAUUCAUAUCUCUUUUUAGAUUUUUUUUAAUUAUUUAUUUUCUUAAUAGUUAACAUGGUUUUCAAAGGCAGCUAUGAUUAAAAUAUUUAACUGUGAAUGUUGAUUAAAACUUUUAGUUUCAGUAACUUGGUUAUAAUAAAUAUUCAAUUGUAAUAGUACGUAUAAUGAUUAAUAUUCACAUUUUUUUUUAUUUCAAAUAAUUUAAAAAAAAUAAAUCUUUCAAGACUGGAAUUUUUUAAAUAUAAAUAAAUAAAGGUUUUCACUUUAUACUCUGAAAACCCUAUAAUUAGCUGUAACCUAAGUAAAAUGGUAAAUUGAAUCAUAUUUUCGUAGUUCUUUAACGUGGUGGGGUUGAAGUCAUAGCAAAUUUGCAUAUCAUAGUUAAAUAUUUAACCAUUUUUUCUGAGUAGUUUGUGAAGCCUCAUUUAUAAUUAAUUAUACGUACUAUUACGUCUGCAAUUAUUUUAAUGUAAUGCUGUUUUGUUCAUUUUUAUAUCACCAUAACAUGCCUUCAAAGAUCUCAUGCCGCAGUUCUUUCUAAAAUAGAUAUGAUAUAUAUAAUUUUUUAAUGAUUUUAAUAAGAUCAGAUUAUACUCAUAGUUUAUAUAUAAUAUAUUUGUACAUAUGUAAAGAUUUACUACUUUUUUUUUAGCUCUUUUGUUAUAUAAUUGAUCUCCUUUUUUUAGCAUUUUGAUUUGGCGAAAUUAUGAUCUCUUGGUAAUGUAAAUGUUUCUGUGAUGUGUAGAUAAAAAAAAAAACGUAUUAUUACUCAAGAUAUGCGUACGAGCUGUCAUGAAAAAUAUGUAUUUUAUGCUAAUUUAUAAUAUUUUAUGAAUGAAAAAGCAUUUAAUUAUAUACACAUGUUUUAUAUAUUCAUUUAAUUAAUAGUAAUUUCGAAUAUAAAAAGGAAACGGGUCAUUUUAGAUAAUUAUUAUUAAUUAAUAAUUAUUAAUUGACAAUAAUUAUUAAUUAGUUUAGUUUAAAAUCUCUAUGAAUGUUUAAAACUAUGUACCACCUUUGGAGAACUUCUCAUACAAAGACUUAAUACUAUGUGAACUAUAAAACUUAAGUAAUUGUAUUUAUAUUGUAAUUGCGUUUGUUUUUUUAUGAUACUGAAUUUGUUACUUCAGUUGGCUACCAUUCAGUGCCUUAAGAUUUGUAUUAUUUGUACAUACUUACGUUAAAUCUACUUUAUCUGUUUUAUUAAUUUUGAUUGUUAUGUUUAUAAUAAAAAUUAUCAGUGAUAUUCAAAA
Molecule: messenger RNA, 3616 nt
Organism: Parasteatoda tepidariorum (common house spider)
Lineage: Eukaryota; Metazoa; Arthropoda; Arachnida; Araneae; Theridiidae
Product: transcription factor HES-1-A
Biological process (GO): regulation of DNA-templated transcription
Molecular function (GO): DNA binding; protein dimerization activity
Source: RefSeq, a predicted model, not a curated record